GUUUUGCGUCAUUUGGAGGUUUUUUGAAAGCUUGCGAUGUGUUCACGGUCUCUGUGAAGCCCAGCCUUCAGAUGAGAUAGGCUACAGCCAUCUGCCGGAUUACAGAAGAUACGCAGCAACUCAAGCUUCUGCUGUGUGAAUGAGGAAAACACCGCGUCUGCUGUCUGAAAACUGUCACAUGGGGCCGAGGAGGAGGACAAAUCGCUUCCUGAAAUGAUCCUUGUCACUAGCCGUCUAUUGUUAUUUCUUUUAUUUUUUUACCCUCACGUAAAAACAUCACAUCGCGUUUAAUUGCCAACCCGGAUCUCUGUUACGCGCGUCUUUUUGCGGAUGAUGAUCAGCAAAGUUAAAAACGCCAUGUCCACUCUGGUGGGAGGGAUGGUGCCGCACGGACAUCACCACCACCACCACAACCAUCACUCAGGUGGCGGCCAGACCUGCGGACCGGAGAGCCUCCCGCCGCGCUUCCCCUACGGCCGCCCGGAUUUCUUGGACCUCACCCCGGAGCUGCUGCAGUACUCCACCGAGCACGCGUCACGGCCGGUGCUCACCUUAAAGAGGGACAGCAGGCUGCCCUGGAAGACGGGUUACGCAGAGGUGAUCAAUGCGGGGAAGAGCAUGCUGAACGAGGACCAGGCGUCCUGCGAGAAGCUGUUCGUGAAGAAGCCGAGCGGCAAACACAAAAACUCCACCAUGCUGGAGGACAACGGGGAUGGAACUGGAAUCCCUCUCCACUUCUGGGGCGUGUAUGACGGACAUGCGGGCUCCGGAGCCGCCAUCAUGGCCUCUAAGCUUCUUCACCGCCUCAUCAGAGACCGUUUGGGGGAAAUCUCCCACCUGCUGGAGAACCCCAACGCUGCACCUCCAAUCUGUCUGGCCAAAAAUGGCAGCCCAUACCAGGCAGACACAAAGAAGGGGGCAGCACAGGAACCCGAGGACCCGGAUGCUAUUAGUGACUCCACAGUACGCUUUCACAUGGAGAAGGUGGUGAGCCUGGAGAGCCUGGUGAUGGGAGUCAUAGAGACGGCCUUCUCACAGAUGGAUGACCUCAUUGAAAAGGAAAAAUUGUCGUAUGCCAUUUCUGGUGGAUGUUGUGCCUUAGCUGCCAUCAGUAUGAUGGGGAAGCUCUACGUGGCUAAUGCUGGAGACAGCAGGGCAAUAAUCAUAAGAAAUAAUGAAGUAGUUCCCAUGACGAAUGAAUUCACACCUGAGUCAGAGAGGCAGCGGCUACAGUAUCUGGGCUUCCUGAGGCCGGAGCUCCUGGGUAAUGAGUUCACUCACAUUGAGUUUCCUCGUAGGAUCCAGCACAGCGAGUUGGGCAAAAAGAUGCUCUACAGAGACCACACCAUGACAGGCUGGGCUUAUAAGACAAUCGUCGAAGAUGACCUGAAAUUCCCGCUCAUAUACGGCGAGGGUAAGAAGGCACGUGUCAUGGCGACCAUCGGAGUCACCCGGGGGCUGGGAGACCAUGACCUGAAGGUUUACAACUCCAACAUUUACAUCAAGCCGUUCCUCUCCUGCGUGCCUGAGGUGAAGGUUUAUAACCUGGAUGAAAACAAACACGGCCCAGACGACGUCUUGGUGAUGGGCACAGAUGGAUUGUGGGAUGUGACGACAGACAGGGAUGUGGCAGACGCUGUAUCAGCCUACUUGUCAGGCUGUGACCCCGCUGAUCCCAUGAGGUACACACUGGCAGCCCAGGACCUGCUGAUGAGGUCUCGAGGAGUGCUUAAGGAGCGCGGCUGGCGGCUACCCAACGAAAGACUGGGCUCAGGCGAUGACAUCACUGUGUUUGUCGUCCCUUUGGCUGGGUAUGAGUCAGAGACAUGACGAGGUCCUGACACGGCUGACUCUUGAGGGUCCUUCACGUGGUCCCUCCAAGCCCCCUAAAGCCUGAACCGAGGAAGCAGCAGCAGAAGAAAAACACCUUUAUCAAAGAAAAGACUCAAGUCUGAGCAGAGACUCCCAUCAACCCAAGAGACUGAACAAGUCCCAGCCGCUUUACUUCAACCUCGUCAUGUAACAAAGAUUGUCAGUGACAUUAUAAGAGGAGUCACGCUCUUUCUCCUGGACCUGCUGUUUUGUGAAGGUUGCCUGUGAGAAUUACACCUUUCUAGUAUUUACGUUCCCUGUUCAUGUUUAAUGCCAGACCGCUUCUCGCUCCUUCGAAUGGAUUGUUAAUUUUCAUGUAAUGUCCUAAAAUGUGGCUCCCUUUUGUAAGAAAAGUUUAAAAAAUGUAUCUUAAAGGGGAUUGCAGAGGAGAAUGUGAGGAAACCAAAGAGAGGCUGUUAUGGCAUAGGGAUGGGAAUCUUAAAAACAAAUACACACAACAAACCAUAAAAGAGAACUAUAAAAACCCAUAUGAUUCAUGUCUGUACAUUAACAAAGCAUGCAAGAUAUAAAAACAGAGGAAUGGACCUUUUUUACGUUUUUUUGUUUUUUUUCCUGUAGAUCUUUGCCUAAUCGUGCCUGCUCGUGCUGUGAUUGGUUCAAAGGCCAAAACCUCAAAGACAGGAUUUACUUUAGUACAGUUUAUAACAACUGUAAACUGAGAGUAAACAUUUCAACAAGCAGAAACCCCUGGUGUUCAAAAAUGAAGCCAAUGCACAAGAAACAAAACUGCAGUACCUCAAGUGUCCACUGGAGGCUGGAUUCAAAAACAGAGGAAUACCAAUAAGAGCCCCGUAUUGAAAUGCCAAUUUUUUACAGCAGACAAACAUUUUUACAGCCUUGUAAAAAAAAAAAAAAAAAGAAGAAUUGGUCACUAUAUAUGAUUUAUUUAUUAGUACAAUCUGUGCAGGGGAUAUAUUUCUAUGUAAGUAAUUUGUUGUGAUUUUAUUAAGGCUAAAAGAUAUGCAAACAUUUGCAUAAUUGGGGGCAUAGCUAAAUUGACGGACAGGUUGGUGCGUUGCAGCCCAGAGGCUAAAGACCGGCCUCAACAACUACAUAGAGCGAAUAGGGAAAGAUAGCAUUUCCAACAUGGCUACCUCCAUUGUUGGGCUUCAUAUUGCCUCUUUAAGAAAAAACAGUAGAAGACGUCCUCGAGACCAUGAAGAAGCUAAAUCUAAGAAAGUGCAUGGAUGACAUUGUGAAAUGGCUUAAGCUGAUGUAGGAUAAGGCUCAAACACUACUUGAUUAGUUUAAGCAAAAUAUCAUCUGUGGAUUAAUAGGCGGCACACAAACAGCGAACACCCUUAGUCCUGGAUGAAAUAACUUCAAUGUUCUGUGUUGAGAGAGCAACAAUCUGAGGCAACAAAAACUCUUCGAUCACAGCACAAGGGGGCAGGAUUUCACUCGGCUCUUUUUGGGAGAAGAAAAAAAUCUCUUACCCUGAACCGAAACAGAAUCUCGUGAGUCUGUUUUGGUGUAUUAUCUGUCUUUAAUUAUGUUUGAAUGAGGAAAGAAACUGUAGACACUGUUGCUCAUGCUUUCUUUGUAGCCUGUUGAUUUGUGGUAUCUUUCUACUGAAUGUACUUUUUGAUUAUUUGUUUUAUUUCUGUCAUUAUCAAAAUUGAGACGAGAGGGUUUGAGCACAGCCACCACACGUGUGCCAUUACAGGUCGAAUAACCGACGUCUGCCACCGUCUUAUUCUUCUUGUGCUGAACGUGGACAUGGACAAACGAGGCCGACUGAGGUUAAAGUUUGUUUUAAAAAGUUUAAAGCGUCUUGAGAUAACAUUUCUUAUGAAGUUGCACUUUACAAAUAAGCAUUGAUUGAUAUUGAUCCAUUGAUUGGUCGAGAAAACAACUAUGAAAUGACUUGUUAUGACAGGAAAUAGUAGUAAGCUAAUCUUUGAAUGCAUGUCCGCUCAGGGCUGACGUGUUUCAGCCAACAAGUGAAACUGUUGGUUUGCGAAACAACUCGCCCUGGUUCUACUUUAGUGACGUUUUGCACACUUGCAUUUCAUUAACCGAGUGAUAAAUCACACUAAAAAGUUGUA
Molecule: messenger RNA, 3941 nt
Organism: Labrus mixtus (cuckoo wrasse)
Lineage: Eukaryota; Metazoa; Chordata; Actinopteri; Labriformes; Labridae
Gene: ppm1j
Product: protein phosphatase, Mg2+/Mn2+ dependent, 1J
Exons: 10
Coding region: 331-1830 (499 amino acids)
Biological process (GO): protein dephosphorylation
Molecular function (GO): protein serine/threonine phosphatase activity
Source: RefSeq, a predicted model, not a curated record